Molecule: messenger RNA, 2965 nt
Organism: Xenopus laevis (African clawed frog)
Lineage: Eukaryota; Metazoa; Chordata; Amphibia; Anura; Pipidae
Gene: lin7c.2.L
Product: lin-7 homolog C, gene 2 L homeolog
Exons: 5
Coding region: 94-687 (197 amino acids)
Cellular component (GO): postsynaptic density membrane; basolateral plasma membrane; presynapse
Source: RefSeq, a predicted model, not a curated record
CUUAAAUCAUGUAGACGCCCGCCCACUUCUUCAUCAUGUGACUGUUACGUCACCACCUCCCAAAAGCCGUGGGAUUUUACUUUGACAAAGAAAAUGGCUGCCGUGGGAGAUCCGGUUUCCUUACAGAGAGAUAUCCUCAGGGCCAUCGAGUUGCUAGAAAAGCUGCAGAGAAGCGGAGAGGUGCCCCCACACAAGCUGCACGCGCUACAGAGAGUCCUACAGAGUGAUUUCUGCAACGCCAUCAGGGAGGUUUAUGAACAUGUGUAUGAAACUGUGGAUAUCAGCAGCAGCCCAGAAGUGAGAGCAAAUGCCACGGCAAAGGCUACUGUGGCUGCAUUUGCUGCAAGCGAAGGCCAUUCCCACCCCCGAGUGGUGGAGCUCCCCAAAACAGAAGAGGGUCUGGGAUUCAACAUAAUGGGGGGGAAAGAGCAGAACUCUCCCAUCUACAUCUCUCGUAUUAUUCCUGGUGGGAUUGCAGAUCGUCAUGGAGGACUCAAGCGUGGAGACCAGCUGCUCUCUGUUAAUGGCGUGAGCGUGGAGGGUGAGCACCACGAGAAAGCAGUGGAACUCCUGAAAGCUGCUCAAGGGAAGGUGAAGCUGGUGGUCCGAUACACCCCAAGGGUCCUGGAAGAAAUGGAGUCCCGAUUUGAAAAAAUGCGAUCGGCCAAGCGCCGGCAGCAGAAUUAGGCGAAUGCGUUGGCAAGACACAAACUCUGAAUUCCACUAUCCAGUAAAUUUGUAUUGACCUGAGAAUCCCGAGGGGCUGCUCCUUCCAGGCCCACCCUGCACAGGUCUCAAUAUCCUAACGGGUCCUUCUAAUGUAACGUUUACAGGGCAGUUUUUACUUACCCUCCUUUUUUUAAAACCUCAAGGGAAUUUUAAAACCUUUUUAAUACAGUGGCGUAGUCGUAGGUUUGUAACAGUAAUCUUUGUACCAUUGCGAUUCUCCAUUAUCCUGUGCUUCUCUGUAUUGUGCAAAAGGGUCGCCCUCUCGGUCGGGAAACGGUCUGUCUGUAAGUGGACACAGGUUUGUAGCUGGGCCGGUUAUAUACAGUGUCUCACCUUUGUGAUGUAAAGUGCAAUGUUCUCAUCGUUAUAGGAAAUGUCACGGUCCUGCGUAAUGUGAAUCGGAGCAAUGGCAACAUGAAUUAUGUCCUUUUAGAAUCAUAGUCUGUAUUAUGGGAAAAGUUGGGCAGCCUAAAAACACACACACACAAAGUAUUUACUGCUUUGACAGCAGAUCCUGUUGAUGCCACUGGAUGGCAGUAAAACAACAAAAUACACUACAAUGUCUUAGAUACACGGGUCUGAGUUAGCAUGGAAGAUGAUUUAUUUCAAACUGCAUUCCCCUUCCUUUCCUCAAGAGUGCAGCAGAUUUAAGGCGAGAAAAGGACUUUUUUGAGGUGUUUGAUUGUCUUACGAAAAUGUUUUGUCCAUAAGAUCAUGAAACUAUCCCUAUAGUGGCUUUUAAAUAGCAAAUAUAUUGUAUUUAUGGUGUGUUUGUAUUGCAUAUAAUUGCCCUUUUUCCGCUUAUUUGCGUAUAUCCAGAAUGCAGGAGGUGCCAUAUUGUUUGCUCAUCAGCAAAACAAUUGGCAGCUUAUUUCCCCUACACUUUGGCUUAGCACAUUUUAUUGCCUCCUACCCCAGCAUCCUCCAGUUACAAUGCACUGUGCAGGCUGAGGAAUGGGCAAACUAAAAUCACAUUGAAGAAUACUGGGAAGAGAAAGGCAAAGCAGCUAUUUCUCGGCUUAGAUUUAUACACAGGCCAAGAAACAUCCCCAUGUGGCCAUAGCCUAAGGGCAAUGACACAUUAGGAGAUUAGUCACCCCGUAAUUAAUUUCCUCAAACUUGGGCAACUAAUCUCAUCCAAAUUCUUUUCCAGCGGCCAACAUGCAAAUCACAUGUGCCACAAAGUUCCCUGAAGUUUCAGAGCUGCUUUAGAAAAUAGUUGCCUGUUAAAGCUCCAAAGGAGGAUUUUAGCUGUCCACACUAGAGGAGAUCCGUUGACUAAUCUCCUCGUGUCUUCACCCUAAGAUGUUGCUAAGGUAAAGGAGACCACCUUCAUGCCAUUGAAUGCUGGGAGUUGUAGUCCAACUGGAAGCAACUGGAAGGAUACAGAGUGAUCUGAUGGUACUGAAAGUUGUGUUAUAAAGAGAGCUUUGGUGUAGUCAUCAAUUUUAGACGUCCCCUAAUCUUUACGGUAUUUGAUCCCCAUUUGGGAUUAUUUGGGGUCAACAUAAUGUAUCAUAAUAGGGCCUAGGGAGACCAACCUGGUGAGGACUAUACCAACACAAAUCAAUGAUCACAAUGGGCAGUUCAUAGCAUAAUAAUGAUCAUGUACAAUAUUAGCCUGGCCUUCAUAGCAGAGGAAAGCCGGGAUCUGCAUCUUUUUUGGAUGUUUUUUGAACUAAAACUUCCUGAUUCCCUACUAACCAUGCUGAUGGUUAGGGGAUACUGGGAAUCAUGUACAGUUUGCAGUAUUCAGAACAAGAAAAUCCACGGCUGUAUCAUGUCCGUUUUAUCAACCAAUCGUUUGUUUUAUUGCUGUUGCAAAGUAAAUACAUACUCGGAAGAAGAGAGUGGCCAGACACAAGUCAUUAUUUUGGAGACUUAUGUAGUUACCUCCGCAGUGCAUGUUAAUAAGCUUCAUUGUUAUUGUCCAAUCAUCUGUACCCACACGUGUUGCAAUGCACGACUGAGCAUACUGUAUGUCCCUGUGACUGCUAGUCUUAUGUAUUCCAAUCCCCUUUUCUUUCUGCCACCCAAAAUCAUCUGUCAGUUCCAGCUGGAACAGGUUAAGUGCUUGUGUUCAAGCCAACAUAUUUUUAAGACCCGUAGAAGCCUGCAUUCUUUUUAUGUAUAUGUAGAUUGUUUGCAAUAUGUUGUAGAACUCUCUGUAUGCGAUUGAAACUUAUUGGCAUCAAAAUAAAAGAUUAUGGGGGGGAGUUAUAAUUAUCAAACAAAA